This is a messenger RNA of Aspergillus pseudonomiae, 2940 nucleotides long. RefSeq names its product kinesin family protein. Gene Ontology annotation, biological process: microtubule-based movement. The record is from RefSeq and is a predicted model, not a curated record. NCBI's taxonomy places the organism in Eukaryota, Fungi, Ascomycota, Eurotiomycetes, Eurotiales, Aspergillaceae. Bases 413 to 2650 code for a protein of 745 amino acids. The transcript has 3 exons. Gene Ontology annotation, cellular component: kinesin complex; microtubule. Gene Ontology annotation, molecular function: microtubule motor activity; microtubule binding; ATP binding.
GCUAAGUAUCCUUGUCACACGAGAGCCUCUUCUGUCUCUAACAUCAGCUCAUGCCAUUGAUCGGCUGUAGUGCUUUUUUUCUGUUUUGUUUUGCUAUUUGUUUCAUUGAAUUAGUUUAACUGAUUUUUGUUGUUUUGUUUUCUGGCAUAGCAGUGCUAAUGCAAAAAGGACUUGCAUUGUAUUUUUGCUAAGUUCAAAAUUGCGAGACAGCUCCCUGACGCACAAGGUGGAGCUGUUCAUCGUGCCUUUCACUCUUGUUUAGAUUGCGUGCAUCUGCCUCCUAUGCAGCAGGGAUAGUGCGACAGGAACUUUGCCAAGGGUGCGAAAGGACGGCAGACGUCUAUUUUCGAUACGAUAGAAAGGCAUUCGGAUUGGAAGAGAUCUCUCUCAAUAAUUUCAUACGACGUACAAGAUGAGUGUCCGGGUCGUUGCGCGUGUGAGGCCACUCUUGAAGUCCGAGCGGGAACUGGAUAUUAUCCUCCGUACGGGAUCUACAACUCAAGCCGCCCCGAAGAAGACCGAGAAACAGAGUUCCCAGGAAAAGAAGCUGGCGGCAUUGCGGGAUCGGGAUACCAUUGUGCGGAUUCCAAACCCCAAAAAUGAGAACGAGGAAUACUCUUUUCAAUUCAAUGCUGUCUACGAUGCGGAUUCUACACAGCAGGAGCUCUUCGAUGCCGAGGUUGCUCCUACGGUUAAGCACUUAUUCAACGGUUUCGAUGUCACCUUGUUCGCCUACGGAGUUACGGGUACCGGGAAAACACACACGAUGCGGGGCGGUAAAAGCCUGGCUGACAGAGGUGUCAUUCCCCGUCUUUUAAGCAGCAUAUAUAGGCGCAGCCGGAAGCUUGAAAAGGAUGGCGACGGCGAGUCGACGGUGAAUGUUUCCCUGAGUUAUUAUGAGAUAUACAAUGACAAGGUCUUCGACUUGUUUGAGCCCCCAGAGAAGAGAACGCUCGCAGGACUACCUUUGCGUGACAAUGGAGGAAAGACUGUGGUUGUAGGCCUGACGGAGAGGCCAUGUACAAGUCUGAAGGAGUUCGAGAGCCUCUAUGAUCAGGCUAACACCAAUAGGUCUACAUCUGCAACAAAGUUAAACGCCCAUUCGUCGCGGUCUCAUGCUAUUCUCUGCGUUAAAGUAGCAGUCAGGUCUGGUGGUCAGACUCGGAUCAGCACAGCAUCUGCCAUUGACUUAGCUGGUUCAGAGGAUAAUCGUCGAACAGACAACGACAAAGAGCGCAUGGUUGAGUCAGCGAGCAUUAACAAGAGUCUUUUUGUUCUGGCACAGUGCGUGGAAGCCAUAAGCAAGAAACACCAUAGGAUUCCGUACAGAGAGUCAAAGAUGACAAGAAUCCUUUCCUUAGGCCAGAACAAUGGAUUGACCGUGAUGAUUCUCAACCUCGCCCCCAUCAAAUCUUAUCACUUGGACACCAUAAGCUCGUUGAACUUUGCCAAUCGUACAAAGAAGAUUGAGGUUCGUGAGGUGGAGAACGAGCCGAUUUUCAAAGGACCUCCGAGACCGGCAUCGCGUCCUUCAGUGACUGCCCAGAGGCAACCUCUGCGUCCACUGACCGCUACUGCCAAUGUCAACCUUACAGCACUUGCCAGCAAAGACAAGGAUGCGUCGAAACCUGGGGAGAAGCCAGUCAAGGCGUUCCACGUCUAUUCUGACAAACCGCGGUCUAGGGAUUCCAUCCAAUUGAGAAAACCUGAGCUACCAAAGCGUCCUUCCCUGGAUUCUAACCACCGCUCGUUAAAGCCCAGCCGCAUCGCGCAGCCCCUUCAGCCACAAAAGCACUACGAAGAUAUAUCAGCCGCCAAGAUUGAAGAGAUGGUUGAGAAGAAGGUAGAGGAGAUUCUAGCUGUAAGAGCUGUCAGUGAAAAGUCAAGGCAAACGCAGGUCCGUGAGUUAAAUGAACAAGUACAAAAGCGCUUGGAAAUGCUAGAGCAGCGCAUCGAAGGCACGGAAGAUGCAAGGGCAGAAGGAUUGUCAUUCUUGCUUAUGGCCAAGCAGCACCAGGCCCGUGGCGAGGAUAGCUUCGCACUGAAAAUGUAUCAGCUCGCGCUUCCGUUCUUCCCAGACAACGAAAAGCUUGCAAGGAAGAUCAGUAGUUUGAAGCAGCGGGUCCAAAGCAAGUCCUGUCCAGAUGCAGACACAACUGGCAAUCACACUCUCACAGCAUCCAAGAGGGAAUUUGGAAGCCUUCUUUCACUCAAGAAGCAGCCCGCGGGAACGAGCUUGAAGCGUCAAGCUCAAGAUUCGGAUGGCGAGUACAAUCCCGAAUAUGGACUCGAGGAACCCAGCGACGACGAUAUCGAAGAACUUACACACCCGAGGCGCAAGAAGCGCACCAAAACCAGUUCUCCGUCAGAUGAAGGGUCUAACGUCGACUGCUACGAGGCCCCCUCACCCCGGACAAUCCACCUUCUAUCGAUAAUCAACUCUCGCGACGUGAGCCAGAUUAAGCUAUUGAAAGGUGUCGGCGUUAAAAAAGCUGAAGCUAUAGUCGACUGUCUCUGCGAAAUGGACCAGCACUUUGAGGAGCAGGACAGCGAUAGACAAGUCCAGAUUAACAGUCUUGCCGAACUGAGCACACUAAGAGGAGUCGGCGUCAAGACUGUUGAAAACAUGAGAAAUGGAGUCUUGGCAUAAAGGGCAUAACAUAUAGAAGUUGAUAUCUGCAUCUGUGGAGUGUUGGGAUAUCACAAUCAUGUUGAACAAGCUGCAUAUCGCAUAUUGGAUCAUCUUGCAUUGCAAUUUUUGCACCAUUGCAGGUGCAACUCACAUGUACUAUGCAUAUAUUUGUUUUAUCAUUCAUCCAGCGAAGGUGUUAUGGUGUUGGUUUAUUGAGAUGUUGUCUGAUGUUGUACUUUGCAUUUACUUGGAUAUACUCCCAGCAUGUCUUGCCUUAUUAGAAUAAAUACCAUUCAUUAUCAACAUUU